Molecule: messenger RNA, 2238 nt
Organism: Kwoniella mangroviensis CBS 8507
Lineage: Eukaryota; Fungi; Basidiomycota; Tremellomycetes; Tremellales; Cryptococcaceae
Exons: 5
Coding region: 1-2238 (745 amino acids)
Biological process (GO): proteolysis
Molecular function (GO): aspartic-type endopeptidase activity
Source: RefSeq, a predicted model, not a curated record
AUGGUAACCGCUCAACUAUUCAUAACUGUCCUUUCCCUCUUAUCCAUCUCUCAUGCCAUCCUAACACCUGCUCAUGGUAGCUCCAAGUCUCAGUCUAUGAGAAGGUCGGAUAUGCCUUUGGGUGAACAACGCAGAGAUAUAUUACCGCGAUCGCAACCGACCCGUGGAAAAGCUCGAGCUUUGAAAAGAGGUCCAAGUGUCGGUGUAGGAGGCGUAUAUUUGGAUAUUCACGAGAGAAAGUAUACUCGUACGAAGGGUAAUCGAAAAAGAGCCGUGGAGAUCAAUGGGACUGAAGUCAGCCUUGGUACUGCCCAGAAUACAUUCGUAGUGCCCGUCUCAAUAGGCUCGCCACCUUCCGUAUACCCUCUGCAACUUGAUCUAGCUUCAUCGGAUUUACUAGUCGCGUCUACACUGUGCACUUCGACCUCUUGUCCUGUGUCCCUAGGUCCAAAUGUCAACGCGUAUUACGACGUAUCGAAAGGAUCGAGUGGGUUCGAGGAAGUCAAUGGGAAUAGGACGUAUUGGAACUCGACUUAUGCGGAUGGGACGGUUGCUUCGGGUGUGGUGGUCAGAGAGACUGUGACGAUGGGAGAGGUGGUAUUACAAGGUCAGAUCAUGGGCUUUAUCAACUCCACCAACCUUACAUUAUCUCAGCAGAAAAUAUCAGGUAUAUUAGGCUUAGGAUUUCCCAGAUUAUCCGCUCUAUCGCAUAUCCUUCUUGAUGAAGAAUACCAAGAAACUUCUUCGUCUUCCAACGUCUCAUCCUCCACUUCCGCUUCCUCGUCAGUCCCAUCUGCCAGUGUAUCCGCCUCUUCGUCUUCGUCGGCAACCUCGACUUCGUCAUCUUCUUCGCCAACCUACUACCCUCCCCUCCUCGAGAAUCUGGUCAGAACCCCACAUAUACCUUACCCCGUAGUCGCCCUUGCACUGGCUCCUCCUCCUUCAUCUUCCAACUCUACCGCAACGUCCACAUCCACAUCCACCUCAGCGACUUCAACUAGUACGGCCCGAUACCAGAGCUCAAUUGGAUCACUCACUCUGGGAGGGGUAUCCAGCCAUUAUAUCUCCAAUCAAAGUGGGUCGGGAAGGACGAUCACCGAUAUUGAAUGGCACGAGGUCAUGCCAUUUGGUAGAGCCCGUUCAGUCUCGAACGAUACCGCAGAAGCUCUGUCUAGAACUUUGACUGCUUCGUCAUCUCCUACUUCUUCUCCAUCCCCUUCAGGUUCUGCCACUUCAUCGUCCGAUUCCGAAUCUACCAGACGUAGGAAAAGAAGUGAUCAGUCCCAACUCAACGAUCUGCCGUCAAGUUUGGAACAACUAGGUGAAGAGGAAUACUUAUUUUGGGCACUGGAAUUACACAAUUUGUCUUUGAACGGUACGGACAUACCUCUCAAUCCGAGUUACGCAGAUAUCGGAUUACCCUCAAUCGCCCUGCUAGAUGUUGGGUUCAAUGGUAUUUCAGGUCCUCAGCAGGAUGUGGUGGCGCUGUUUAGUAAGAUAAAUGAUGCGAGGCAGGUGGCUGAGGGGAGAUGGGUCGUGCCGUGCGAUACGAGGAUGACUAUUGGGUUUUCAUUUGGUGGUCGAUACAUCCAACUUCAACCUUCCGACUGGAUAUCCACACAAAUCGAUUCAUCCUCUUUCUGCUUGGCUUGGCCAAUCGCCUCUCCAUCGACAGGUGAUGGAAUGGAUUGGCAGCUUGGUACACCUUUCCUUAAGAGGGUAUACAGUAUUUACAGUUACGGUAUAAACGGUGUUCAGGCUCCUCUAGUAGGGUUCUUACCACUUGAAGAUAACCCAUCUACUUCGGAGUCAUCUUCAUCAUCUUCUGGCAGUGCCAUUCCAAGUCAUACAUCGUAUGAUCCUAAUUCACCUACACCCACAACGAUCGAAGAUCUACAUCUAACCACUACGAUCAAGACUGUCUUACCUAAUAAUAUUCUACCUGAUCCGACAUAUACUACACCGACUUAUGUCUACUCCGCCUCUCCAAGCCUCUUACAAGCAGGUAUAACCCAGUUUAUCGGACUAGCGAACAGCUCUGCAUACUCUGUUGAGCAGGUUCCAGUAAUUAGUCUGGAUAGUGCUGCGACGUCAAGGAUUGCUAGUAUGGCUGGAGGUGAGGAUGGGGGGUCGGCUGCUCCUGCGAGUAGUGGGGCGAUGAGGGUGUAUGGGAUUGGUGUGGGUAUGGGUAUGGGUAUGGUGGUGGGUAUGAUCGGUGUGCUCUUUCAUUUGUUAUGA